CAGCAGGAGAGCAGCCAUUUCCUGCUCUCUCUGUCUCCUUUCCCGUUCAGCGUUGCCCUUGCCGCUUACUGGGAAACAUGUCGACGAACCUCCAGACGAUGACGGAUCCCACCAAGAUGGGCCUGGGACGCUCCAUAGCCGUGCUAACAUCUGGAGGAGACGCCCAAGGUAUGAAUGCUGCUGUGAGAGCCACAGUCAGAGUAGGUCUCUACACUGGAGCCAAAGUCUACUUUGUUCAUGAGGGCUACCAGGGCCUGGUGGAUGGAGGAGAAAAUAUUCGGCCUGCUACAUGGGAGAGUGUUUCCAUGAUGCUUCAGCUGGGAGGAACAGUCAUCGGCAGUGCACGCUGCAAAGACUUUAGAGCCAGGGAAGGCCGUAUGAAAGCGGCCUGCAACCUGGUCAAGCUCGGAAUUACCAACCUUUGUGUCAUCGGAGGCGACGGCAGCCUGACCGGGGCCAAUGAGUUCAGGACAGAGUGGAGCGGACUGCUGGCCGACCUGCGCCGAGCUGGUAAGAUAACGGAUGAAGAAACCAAAAAGUCCUCCCAUCUCAACAUUGUGGGGAUGGUGGGCUCCAUCGACAAUGACUUCUGCGGUACCGACAUGACCAUUGGCACGGACUCUGCCCUGCACCGCAUCAUUGAGGUGGUGGAUGCCAUCACCACAACUGCACAGAGCCACCAGAGGACCUUCAUCCUGGAAGUGAUGGGAAGACACUGUGGGUACCUGGCACUGGUGUCGGCUUUGGCCUGCGGCGCAGACUGGGUGUUCAUUCCAGAGAUGCCACCAGAUGACGGCUGGGAGGAACACUUGUGCAGGAGACUAGCAAAUCAACGGGCCAGAGGUUCUCGUCUGAAUGUGAUCAUCGUCGCUGAGGGUGCCAUAUCCAGAGAUGGCAAAAUCAUUUCAUCAGACCACAUUAAGAAGCUGGUCACUGACAGACUUGGCUUUGACACACGGACCACCGUCCUUGGACACGUACAGAGGGGAGGGACGCCCUCUGCUUUCGACAGAAUCUUGGGCAGCAGAAUGGGGGUUGAGGCGGUGAUGGCUCUUCUGGAGGCCACACCAGACACCCCGGCCUGUAUCGUCAGCCUGUCUGGUAACCAGGCAGUUCGGCUGCCACUCAUGGAGUGUGUGCAAGUGACCAAAGAUGUGACAGCUGCCAUGGCUGAAGGCCGAUUCGAGGAUGCUAUCAAGCUCAGGGGAAAGAGCUUUGAGAACAACUGGAACACAUACAAGCUGCUGGCCCAUAUUAACCCCCCCGAUGUUAAAAGUAACAUCAAUGUGGCCAUCAUAAAUGUCGGCGCUCCGUGUGCUGGAAUGAAUGCAGCCGUGCGUGCAGCUGUCAGGAUGGGUAUCAUCCAAGGUCACAACAUGCUGGCCGUCCACGACGGCUUUGACGGCCUUGCCCAUGGACAGAUUGAGCCUAUCAACUGGACUUCAGUGAGUGGCUGGACUGGCUUGGGAGGCUCAAAUUUGGGCACUAAGAGAACACUUCCAGGUAAACUGGUGGAGGAAAUCACCCAGAACAUUGCAAAGUUUAACAUCCACGCCUUGGUGAUCAUCGGAGGAUUUGAGGCCUACGUAGGAGGUCUGGAGAUGGUUCAGGCCCGAGAGAAAUACGAGGAGGCGUGCAUCCCCAUGGUCGUGAUCCCCGCCACCGUCUCCAACAAUGUCCCUGGCUCCGAUUUCAGCAUCGGCGCUGAUACCGCUCUAAACACCAUCACCUCUGUUAGUGUUUGGACAAGCAACACACACACACUCACAACCUUUAGGUGCUCAUUCACAAACUGCUUACAGACAUGCGACAGAAUCAAGCAGUCAGCAGCGGGGACCAAACGUCGCGUGUUCCUCGUCGAGACGAUGGGAGGCUACUGCGGCUACUUAGCCACCAUGGCCGGGCUCGCGGCCGGGGCAGACGCUGCCUAUAUAUUUGAGGAGAAAUUCAACAUUAAAGACCUGGAGGGAAAUGUUGAGCAUCUUGUGGAGAAGAUGAAGACGACAGUGAAAAGAGGCUUGGUUCUCAGGAACGAAAACUCAAACGCCAACUACACCACGGAUUUCAUUUUCAACUUGUACUCCGAGGAGGGUAAAGGUGUCUUUGACUGUCGCAAGAAUGUGCUAGGACACAUGCAACAGGGUGGCACCCCAACGCCUUUUGACAGAAACUUUGGGACAAAGAUGGGUGCCAAGUCUGUGCUAUGGCUGACGGAAAAGCUCAAAGAGUGCUACAGGCAUGGUCGCAUCUUUGCCAAUACACCCAAUUCUGCCUGCGUGCUGGGCAUGCGGAAGAGGGCACUCACCUUUCAGCCACUGGCUGAACUUAAGGGAAACACGGACUUCGAGCACCGCAUUCCAAAGACGCAGUGGUGGCUGAAGAUACGGCCCAUCAUGAAGAUCCUGGCCAAGUACAACAUCAAGCUGGACACGUCAGAGCAUGCUGAUAUGGAGCAUGUGAUCAAGAAGAGAAGCCCCCUCUCCAGCUAGGGGUCACCGACAAAUUAAUAUUCAACUCAUCUUCAUAAUCUUAUCUUAUGUACUGUAUUCAGAUGCAGCCUCAGAGAACAAAAGAAAGAUUAAACUCUUAAAAAAUG
This is a messenger RNA of Hippocampus zosterae (dwarf seahorse), 2596 nucleotides long. RefSeq names its product ATP-dependent 6-phosphofructokinase, muscle type-like. The coding region runs from base 78 to 2489 and encodes 803 amino acids. The record is from RefSeq and is a predicted model, not a curated record. Gene Ontology annotation, molecular function: monosaccharide binding; identical protein binding; fructose-6-phosphate binding. Gene Ontology annotation, biological process: fructose 6-phosphate metabolic process; fructose 1,6-bisphosphate metabolic process; canonical glycolysis. Gene Ontology annotation, cellular component: cytoplasm; 6-phosphofructokinase complex; membrane. The transcript is spliced from 21 exons. Lineage: Eukaryota; Metazoa; Chordata; Actinopteri; Syngnathiformes; Syngnathidae.